AUGAGCUUCUCAACCCCCUCCGAUCCAACGAAAUUGCUGAUUCAGCGCGAGAACUUGCACAACCAGAUCUGCACGCACAACCUCGCCACCGAUGCCCCGGGUCCGCGACAGUCGGGCCAGAACUCGCCCGAACACACCUCGGCAGUCAUAGCAGAGCUGCAGGGCAUGCUGGCGGAUAAUGUCCCCGUCGAGUCCGUGGCUAUGACGCACGACUACGCCGAGAUCGUCAUCACAGACUCGAGAGGUUUGAACGGGAGCAUGACGGUGCCGUGGAUGGCGACUAUAGAGCAGCGGGGCGAGGUAGAGUGGCGGGGACGCAACCGCGAGGUGGUCGAUGAGUACGAGAAGGAUCCGGGCAAGUAUGAGAAGAUGAACGAGGAGUAUAAGUCGCCGAGGCCGCUCGUCGUCACUUACAACGUCUCGAGAGAGGUUGGGCCGCCGUUCUCUCGUCAGAGCGAGGGGGAGAAUGGGCUGCAGGGCUUCGUGGAGGAACUGAAGCGGCUGAAGGAGGCUGGAGCCAUGGUAUUGGCUGCGAGCUUUACACCCCAAACUGCUGUCAUUACUGUCGACGCCCCCAAAGGUCUGUAG
This is a messenger RNA of Trichosporon asahii var. asahii CBS 2479, 588 nucleotides long. RefSeq lists its product as uncharacterized. Lineage: Eukaryota; Fungi; Basidiomycota; Tremellomycetes; Trichosporonales; Trichosporonaceae. Bases 1 to 588 code for a protein of 195 amino acids. The record is from RefSeq and is a predicted model, not a curated record. The transcript is spliced from 2 exons.